Ornithorhynchus anatinus (platypus) is the source of this 3775-nucleotide messenger RNA. It is a transcript of the gene ANPEP, whose product is annotated as alanyl aminopeptidase, membrane. Gene Ontology annotation, cellular component: cytoplasm. Gene Ontology annotation, molecular function: peptide binding; metalloaminopeptidase activity; zinc ion binding. Gene Ontology annotation, biological process: proteolysis; peptide catabolic process. NCBI's taxonomy places the organism in Eukaryota, Metazoa, Chordata, Mammalia, Monotremata, Ornithorhynchidae. The record is from RefSeq and is a predicted model, not a curated record.
AGUCCCCAAAUCUGGAGACGUCAGUCUGGCUUGGCCCUCGGCCGGCCGAGGGAGCUUUGCAGUCCCUCCCUCCUCCAAGACCUGGGUCGGCUCCAGAAGAGGAGGGAGCCCGUCAAGACGGAAAUCUGAAAAGAAAACAGCAGGGUCUGUGUGCCCUAGAAGCGGGACGGGCAGCUGGAAACAAUUCUGGAGCCCAAGGAGAGGGCACAAGCUAGAAGCUCUCCGUGAACUUUGCCUCGGCCCGGGUUAAUUUUUACCAGACCCCUCACGGCCACUAGUCCCUCCUCACAGCUAGCAGAUAUAAAGAUCCCGGGCCACCCUGCUGUCGCUCUCCUGCCGUCUACUUGGGCCCCACUGCCCUCCCCUUCCCUCCCUACCACCCUGCACUGAGCCCUGCCACCAUGGCCAGCGGCUUCUUCGUCUCCAAGACGCUGGGCUUUGUGACCAUCUUCUUCGCCGUGGCCUCAGUGGCCACCAUCAUUGCACUGUCGGUGGUGUACUCGCAGGAGAAGAACAAGAACCUGGACGGCUCGGGGGGCACUUCGGUGACCCCGACGGUGGACCCGACGUCUACCCGUUCCACAGCAGACACGACGCCGGACCCAAAGUUGCCGUGGAAUCAAUACCGACUACCCAAGUCGCUGAUUCCAGACUCGUACACGGUUCGGCUGCAACCCUACCUGUACCCAAACGCCGAGGGCCUGUAUAUCUUUAACGGCAGCAGCAGCGUCCGCUUCACCUGCAAGGAGCCCACUGAUGUCAUCAUUAUCCACAGCAAAAAGCUCAACUACACGUCGGAAAAUGAAAAGUCGCCAGUGACACUGAAGGGCCUGGAAGGCGCCACCAGUCCCACUACCAAAAGCUUCGAGCUGGUCGAGGAGACACAGUACCUAGUGGUUCACCUGAAUGAGAAGCUGGAGGCUGGAAAGCAUUACGAGAUGAACACUACGUUUGUUGGGGAACUGGCUGACGAUCUGGCUGGCUUCUAUCGCAGCGAGUAUGAAGAAAAUGGAAAAAUUAAGGUGGUGGCCACAACACAGAUGCAAGCGGCUGAUGCCCGGAAAUCCUUCCCUUGCUUUGAUGAGCCGGCCAUGAAGGCCACGUUCGACAUCUCCAUUGUUCACUACUCCAACCACACUGCCCUCUCCAACAUGCCCGUCAAAAGCACCACAUAUUUGGGCAAUGGCUGGAACCUCACUCACUUCAACACAACUCCCAAGAUGUCCACUUACCUCCUGGCCUACAUCGUCAGCGAAUUUACCAACGUGGAGAAUAAGUCAGACAACAAUGUGCAGAUCCGGAUCUGGGCUCGCCCCAAAGCUAUUGAGGCAGGACAUGGAGAUUAUGCCCUGAACAAAACGGGACCAAUUCUCAAAUUCUUUGAGGACCAUUACAACACAUCAUACCCGCUGCCCAAGUCUGACCAGAUUGCCUUGCCUGAUUUCAACGCUGGGGCCAUGGAGAACUGGGGUCUGGUCACGUACAGGGAGAGUGCGCUGCUCUAUGAUCCGCUAACCUCCUCCAGUAGCAACAAGGAGCGGGUGGCCACUGUCAUCGCCCAUGAGCUAGCCCACCAGUGGUUUGGAAACCUGGUGACCGUGGCCUGGUGGAAUGACCUGUGGCUGAACGAAGGUUUCGCCUCCUAUGUGGAGUACCUGGGGGCCGACAGAGCCGAGCCUUCAUGGAACCUGAAGGACCUGAUAGUGCUGAAUGACGUGUAUCGAGUGAUGGCCAUCGAUGCCCUGGCCUCGUCCCACCCCCUUUCCACUCCAGCAGAGGAGAUCAAGACCCCAGCCCAGAUCAGCGAGCUCUUUGACUCCAUCUCCUAUAGCAAGGGGGCGUCAGUGCUGCGGAUGCUCUCUAGCUUCCUCACUGAGGACCUGUUCAAGACCGGGCUGGCGUCCUACCUUCACAACUUCUCCUACAACAACACCGUCUACCAGGAUCUGUGGGAUCAUCUGCAGGGGGCUGUGGACAAGAAUGCAACGGCAAAAUUGCCAGCCACCGUCCAGGUCAUCAUGGAUCGCUGGAUUCUGCAGAUGGGCUUCCCCGUGCUGACCCUGAACACCACCACAGGCAACGUCACUCAGAAACACUUCCUGCUGGACCCUGAAUCCAAUGUCACACGCCCCUCUCAGUUUGGUUACCGAUGGAUCGUGCCCAUCUCUUACAUCAAAGACAACCCAGGAAAUGAGUUCCUCUGGCUCAACGGCUCAGAGUCGGAGACUUUUGAAGAGUUGAAGGCAAAUGCUAGCCAAUGGGUUCUGUUGAACAUCAAUGUGACCGGUUACUACCGGGUGAACUACGACCAGGAGAACUGGAAGAAGAUCCAGAAUCAGCUGAACGAAAGUCAUCAGGUAAUCCCCGUCAUAAACCGUGCCCAGAUCAUCAGUGAUGGCUUUAAUCUGGCCAGAGCUCAGAUCGUCAACACCACCCUGGCUCUGGACAACACUCUCUUCCUGCACAAUGACACCGAGUACAUGCCCUGGGAAGCGGCGCUCAGCAGCCUGCGGUACUUCAAGCUUAUGUUUGACCGCUCUGAAGUGUACGGCCCAAUGAGGAAAUACCUGAAGAAGCAGGUCACCCCAGUUUUUACCUACUUCGAGGGAGUCACUGAAAACUGGACCAAGCCUCCCCAAAACCUGAUGGAUCAGUACAAUGAGAUCAAUGUCAUCAGCACUGCCUGCUCCAAUGGGGUCAUCGAGUGCCAGGAGCUGGCCUCGAGGCUCUUUCGCGAGUGGAUGGACAACCCAUCCCAGAACAAGAUUGACCCCAAUCUGAGAUCGACCAUCUACUGUAACGCCAUUGCCCGCAGGCGCGAAACAGAGUGGGACUUUGGCUGGGAACAGUUCCGAACGGCCACCCUGGUGACGGAAGGUGACAAGCUCCGGUCAGCCCUGGCUUGCAGCAAAGAGCCCCCAUGGAUACUGAACAGAUACCUGUCCUACACCCUGGAUCCCUCCAAGAUCCGCAAGCAGGAUGCCACCUCCACCAUCAGCAGCAUUGCUAGCAAUGUGAUCGGGCAGCCUCUGGUCUGGGACUUUGUCCGGGGCAACUGGAAAAAGCUGUUUAAUGAUUACGGCGGUGGCUCCUUCUCCUUCUCCAACCUCAUCCAGGCCGUGACCCAGAGGUUUAGCAGCCAGUAUGAGCUGGAUGAGCUCGAGCGCUUCAAGGAGGACAACGCGGAUAUUGGGUUUGGCUCAGGGACACGGGCGCUGGAGCAGGCACUGGAGAACACCAAGGCCAACAUCAAAUGGGUGAACGCCAAUAAAGCCGUGGUUCUCGACUGGUUCCAGAGGAACAGCAAUUAGCCCCUAAAUGGGGAAAGCGGCCUCCCGCAGCCCAAGCCAGACCGGAGUCGUCUCUGCUCAAGUAGGGGCCCCAAGAGCUGGUCCCCACCCCUGCUCCCCCCUGGGCCAAGGCCAGGCUAGGCUCAAGCCUCAGCCCCCUCCCUGCCUGUCCCAGUGCCCCGUUGCCCUCCCCUGGCCAAGUCCAGGCUCCAGCAGGAAGGCUUUGGCCCUGAAGCUCUGGGUUUGAUCUCAGGGAAGCCCAUGCCCCUGGGCAGAAAGACUCAGCAGUGGCAGCGUGGGGGGGGGCCCUCCUGGGUCAGGGUGCACUCCACUGCCUCUCCCAUCACUCCUCCCUGCUCCUCCUCCAACCCACCUCCUUCCCUCCAACUCCCACUGGGACCUAGCAUUGGAGAAAUCAAUGGGGAAAGAUAUCUAUAUUUUUUUCAAGAGAAAAUGUAAAUAAAUAACUUCUAGAUGAGCUUCCA